This is a messenger RNA of Panonychus citri (citrus red mite), 2107 nucleotides long. RefSeq names its product SET and MYND domain-containing protein 4-like. The transcript has 5 exons. The coding region runs from base 274 to 1920 and encodes 548 amino acids. The record is from RefSeq and is a predicted model, not a curated record. Gene Ontology annotation, molecular function: protein binding. NCBI's taxonomy places the organism in Eukaryota, Metazoa, Arthropoda, Arachnida, Trombidiformes, Tetranychidae.
UUUCUUUUUAAAUAUUUUCUAUUUGAGAAUAUGUUGGACAAAGAAAACAAUUCUAAUCUCUUUUCAAUAUUCGCCUGAAUUUCAUCGAGAAUUUCAUGAUAAUCUGAGUAAUCGUAUUUUCUGAAUAGAUGGCCAAUACAACGCAAUGUGUUGCAAUCAAAUUAAUUCUAAAAAAUUUAAACCAGUUUGAUUAUGGAUUAUAAUUAAAUCACCAAUAUUCAAUCGGUGAUUUUCUAAUAUUCCAUUACAAUUAAUCAGUGAAUAAUUAUCACCAUGUCUUCAAAUUUUCGAGUGAGGCCAUUUGUUGAAGAGAUUUCAACCCUGAGAAGUGUCAUGAGAACCAUGUUGAUGAAAACACUACAAAUGGGAGACCAUUUUGUCAAGUGUCACGUUGAAUGGCAUUUAUUUACUAGUUGGAUGGAAAAUGCUUUUACUAAUGUCAUGCGAACUCUUGACCGGAAAGAGUCUGACCUUUAUUUUCAAAAAUUUAAUCCAGGUCUUAAUGUUGACCAAGUGGUUGGACUUAUCAUUAAGAAUGAAAUGCUUGAGAAAACAAUUAAUCGUAUGGUAUCACAAGCAUUGGAAAGCACUGACCUUGGGAAGCAUCUUAAAGAUUUGGGACGAUCACGAAUUUAUUUGACUAAAUCAUUACAAGAAUCUCAAAAAAACAAUUUAACCGCAGCCUUGGACCAUAUCAAUAAAGCCAUUUUAUUGGCUCCAUUUCCAGCUGAAGGUGUUGACCAUCAAAGUAAAUCCCAGUUAGCGUUUUGUUUUAUGACUCGAGCGCGUUUACUUAGAAAAUUAGGCCAUUACCAGGGUUGUGAACUCGAUCUAGCUGAAGCUUUACAACAUCCCGUUGAGAACAAUGGUAAAGUUAGUUAUCUUGAGAAAAUUGCCGAAGAAAUUGCCAGUUUGACCGCUGUUGGUGCCAGUUACGCUCCUCCUAAUAGCGCUCUCAAUGUCGUCAGAAAAUUUUUCAACGUAGACGCGGUUAACGAUCGCGUCCAUGGAGCUGCUCAACAUAUUUAUCUCAGUUACAAUGAAGUUGUGGGUCGAACUUUGAUCACCAAAAAGGAAGUCAAACCUCAAAUGACCAUCAUUGCAGAGGAACCUUUUUGCGCUUGGUUAGCGCCUUUUCAUUAUAACAAAUAUUGUUCCUUUUGUUUGAGUCCACUUGAACAGCACUUUUUCCCGUGUCGAAAAUGUAGCCUUGUUCGUUACUGUUCAUCUAAUUGUGAAGAAGAAUGUUGGAAAUCUUACCAUUCAAUCGAAUGUAAAUUCAUGCCCAUUCUUCGUAAUUUGGGUGCAGGUCAUUUUGCACUUCGAUGUAUAAUCACCGCUGGAGUCGAUAAAAGUUUGGCCACAUUAAGAGCCUCGUUAAGCAGCACUGAGAAUCAAAAUAAGACUAAACCUUGCAAAUCAUUUCAAAACGAUUAUCGUGAUAUUUUCACUCUUAUGGCGAGAGACAAUGAAGCAGCGGUGAUGCCCAAGAUGGCGUUUUUGUCCACAUUUCUCGCUUAUUUGGGUAAAUCGAUGGAUUUGAUUGGUGAAAGUUCAAUUCAUCAUUUGGCUGCUCUAAUUUAUCGACAACUUGGAAUCGGUUAUUUAAAUUCAUUCUUCAUUUCUGAUCAUGGAUUCAGUCAAGUAGAAAGAGGUGAAACAAUUGACAUAAGAGAGAUCGGCAUGGGUCUUUAUGCCAGUGCUUCAUUAUUGAGUCAUGCUUGUGAUCCUAAUUGUGAUAAACUGUUCGUUAGUAACAAGAUUCUAAUUGUCGCCAAACGCGCUCUAAAAGAAGGUGAAGAGAUCACUAUUUCCUAUGGACCAUUAAAAGAAGUCCAUCCGUACGCAAAGAGACAAGAAAUGUUGGAAACAACUCAUUCAUUUAAAUGCGUUUGUGAUCCUUGUUCCAAACGCGAGUGAUUUAUUUUAAUUGUUAUAUUUACUUCAUUACCUCUUUUUGCUAAUCACAAUCAACUUAAUUAUCUUCCUUUUGACAUAUAAAACAUGAUACAUUUCCAAAUCAUGUCCGACAAAACAAAUGACAACUAAAUUAAAACGGGUUAUUUUCGUAUUCAUAUUAAAAGAUUGACUAAAGUUGCUAAAUCAA